Messenger RNA from Folsomia candida, 2200 nucleotides. Its product is annotated as venom carboxylesterase-6. Lineage: Eukaryota; Metazoa; Arthropoda; Collembola; Entomobryomorpha; Isotomidae. Gene Ontology annotation, molecular function: hydrolase activity. The coding region runs from base 183 to 2138 and encodes 651 amino acids. The transcript is spliced from 11 exons. The record is from RefSeq and is a predicted model, not a curated record.
UUCAGUCACACAUUGCAAAAUACAUACAAAUUAAAAAUGAGUUCAUCAACUCGAGUACUGAAUUGCAAAAAUAUUUUGUCUUUAGCCACUCUUUAUUACGCAUUAUUAUCCGAUAGAAAUGUCUGCAAAAUUUCGAAAUAAAAUUCAUUUUACGUGCGACACAUGAUCACUUGCACCAAAAUAUGGUUCUGUUCUUCGGUCUAUUUUUGGUCAAUACGUUGUGUGCGGUUGUCCCGUGUCAAAGAGUGUACGAUCCACCCGUCCCUGUUCCGAAGAAAAACGGAGAAUCCGAAAAAAAUGUGAACCCUGUCGUAACAAAAUUUACUUUCCCCAUCACUCAAAAUUAUGGGGGAGGAGAAGAAGAUUUGAUCAUACAGACGGACGCAGGUCUGGUGCAAGGCUUCCACAUGAAGACCAUUCGUAACAGAGAUAUUGCUGCUUUCACUGCGAUACCGUAUGCCGAGCCACCCAUAAACGAUUUGAGAUAUCGGGCACCGCUUCCAAAAAAACCGUGGGAUGGAAUUCUUCAAACCAAUCAAAUCGCAAACAAAUGCAUGCAAGUCGAUGGGAUGCAAUUGCUCAGAAUUAUUGGGCAUGAAGAUUGUUUAUAUGCAAAUGUGUAUACUCCGCAGCUUUCGUCAACACGACGAGCCAAGAAAAUUGCAGGUUUACCAGUUUUAGUAUUUAUUCACGGAGGUUCGUUUGCUUUCUCUUCCGGUGGAUCCUUUGGACCGGCAUAUUUGCUCGAUCGUGACGUGAUUUUAGUGACCUUCAACUAUCGUCUGAGUUCAUUCGGCUUUCUUAGCACAGGAGAUAAGACGGCUCCUGGAAAUUGGGGCCUUAAGGACCAAAAUCUGCUAUUACAAUGGGUCAAAAUUAACAUACAUGCGUUUGGUGGAGAUCCCAGCAAAGUUACAAUAUUUGGCCAGUCCGCAGGUGCAGUCUCAGUACAUCUUCACAUGCUAUCAAAACAAAGUCAAGGGUUAUUUCGCUCGGGAAUCUCGCAAAGUGGGAAUGCCUUUUGUUUCUGGGGGGUCAGAGACAGUUCGGUGGAUUACACUUUCCGUCUCGCCAAUGCGCUGAAAUGUCCGAUAAAUGAGAGCAACGCAAUGGUUGACUGUCUCAGAAAAUUAGAUCCUUUUCUCAUCCUUUAUGCGGAGGCUAAUCUUCCCGAUUAUAAAGUAUUUCCCGGUGUGUUCUUUGGACCCAUUGUUGAACCGAAGAAUGAUCACGCUUUCUUAGAAGAGAGACCGGAAGUUUUAUACGCGCAGAAUAAGGUGCCAAAUAUUCCAUGGAUAAACGGAUUUUUAGCAGAUGAAGGGAAUGGAGUUGGAUUUCUGGCGUGGCUUUAUCCUCUCGUUAUGACCGAAUUGGAUCAACAAUGGGCUACGCUUGGUCCGAAGAUUUUAGAUUUAGAUUUUAAAGGGGACUUAAAACACGUGUCGAAUGUUGUCUCUCACAUUCGACAAUAUUACUUUGGAACAAAAGCGAUUGAUUUUUACUCUAGAAAAGCUUUAACCCAGAUGAUGGGAGACCGGCUGAUCAUGUCAGCAAUCCAUAAAGGGUUAAAAUACCACGCAAGAAUAGCCCCCACGUUUGGUUACUUUUUUAACUACACUGGCCGAUAUGGCACAGCAGCAAUUUAUGGUUUAAACAAUCACGAAUGGGGAAUUUCGCAUGACGAUGACCUCAUCUAUCUCAUGAACAGUACGACCUACGCACCCAUGAAAGUGGGAGAACCAGAGUAUGAAAUUUCGGAAUUUCUGACAAACGUAUGGGCCAGUUUUGCCACCCAUGGGGAACCUACAUUUGAGACUGAUCACGAUCAUAAAGAAAUCCACUUUUGGGAACCAAUCAAUUCCACAAACGACACUAUUCUGGUCGUCCUGAUAAACGGGGACAUGCCAAAAAUGAUCCCGUAUCCAUUUCUUGACCGGGUGAAAUUCUGGGAGGAAAUGAAUCUCGUCAGCCAAAGUAAAGUGGGUCCAUUAACGCUAAUGCCAAAAAACGAGGAAAAACCUAAUCUCAUCGCUAAUUUAUUAAAGCCAAAAAUGAAACCACAUCUGCCAAGUCGUCUUCAAUUUCCUGCUACUCAGAAACCAGAUAGGAAUGAACAUUUAAGAUUUCAUCCGAGAUAAAUUAUUUAAGUAAUUUGUGAUUACGUUAUCUAUGUAAAAUCGAGUGUGUCUUAAUAAAGGUC